Ictalurus punctatus (channel catfish) is the source of this 1893-nucleotide messenger RNA. RefSeq names its product secretory carrier membrane protein 4 (gene scamp4). Bases 146 to 841 code for a protein of 231 amino acids. NCBI's taxonomy places the organism in Eukaryota, Metazoa, Chordata, Actinopteri, Siluriformes, Ictaluridae. The transcript is spliced from 7 exons. Gene Ontology annotation, biological process: protein transport. Gene Ontology annotation, cellular component: recycling endosome membrane; trans-Golgi network membrane. The record is from RefSeq and is a predicted model, not a curated record.
UGUUGGUCGAAUAGAGAACGGAAUAGACCUCUAUAAGAACUACAUUUCCCAGAAGCGCCAUGGAUCUGUUUCCCGUUAUUCUCGAGACCGCCAGCAUUACACACUACAGCUGUAUCAAAGUUAAUAUUCCCACUGAGACCUGACAAUGACAGAGCGAGUCAACAACUUCCCGCCUAUGCCCAAGUUUUUGCGCAUUAAGCCGUGUUUCUACCAAAAUGUUGACGAGGAAAUUCCCCAACCUCACCAACAGAUUGUUCGCAGAGUUUACAAGCUUUGGAUGUUGUACUCGAUUACACUCUGCGUCAACCUGGUGUCUUGCAUAGCUUGGGUGGCAGGCGGCGGCAGUGCAGUUAACCUUGGGCUUGGUCUCCUGUGGCUUGUAUUGUUUAGUCCCUGCGGUUACACCUGCUGGUUCAGACCACUUUACAAGGCAUUUAGGGCUGACAGUUCAUUUAACUUCAUGGCGUUCUUCUUCAUUUUCUUCCUUCAAUGUGUUCUUGCUUUCAUUCAGACCCUGGGAAUAAACAACUGGGGUGCAUGUGGCUGGAUAGCUACGGUGAUGUUUUUCAGCACUAAUGUGGGCUCUGGUGUGGUUAUGCUCUUCUCCGCUCUGCUCUUCACUGUAGUCACUGUGCUUAUGGGACUGGUUCUGAUCAGGAUUCACAGGUUAUACCGUGGUGGUGGAGGCAGCCUUCAGCGUGCCCAGGAAGAAUGGAGCACCGGUGUGUGGAAGAAUGCCCCUGUGAGAGAAGCUGGCUUCAAUGCCAUUGCUGAGACCGGCCCCAGUCUCCCCCAAUACCCCGCUUCUGUGCCCAGCUACCCAGAAAACAGGCCGUGGUGAUAAACCACUCCGGACUCCAGAUGGAGCCAGAAUGCUCCUUUCUCCCUGCGCGUUAUUCAUCUCAGUCAUCUCAUGCUUCUGUGUGAACAGCAUGACUGUGAAAUGCUGACAAUACAGAAAAAGGACUUUAAAAAUCCACUGUACAUAUUUGUUAACAAGCUGCACCACAAAAGUGUCUGCAUAAGAAACAUCUCAAUUACAUUCUGAUUGAUGUAAAUAAUAUUACUGUAUAAACACAAUCAAUUGGAUUGAUGCUGCACACAUUAAAGUAGGGGCAGCUUUUCCAGAGCCUUUCACUAGAAAUGUGAGAAGUGUAGUACUUUAAAUCACAACAAUGAUAUUUAUUUUGCCAAACGAUGCCUUACAUAACACAAUCCCCAUACAGCAUUACCAUGAUUUAUUAUCUUUUUCAAUUAUUUUAAAAGGUAUAUUCUUUUGAUUUGUCAGAAAUUGAUGUUAUUUGUCUGGCCUUUUCAUUCACCGAAGAUGUGCAUUGGCAUUGCAUGCUUUUCAGCUUGCCAAGAACAUUUCAUUUUUUUUCCAUUUAAGUGCAGCUUUUUGUCCCCCAGUUUUUCUCUCUGCUGUUCAGAAUUUCUGCCUCAGCUCCUCAAUUUCUAUAUUAUAUCUAGCAUGUGUGAAGAAUGAACUUCAUUCUAUUUAGCAUGUUUGAAAAUAUAUAAAUAUCUUUUUCAGUUGCCAAAAGUUUUGCAAGUGGAUAUCCAUUUAGGCAGAAAUAUUAUUAUUUGAUAUGUGCUGUUCCUACUAUCUGCUUUCAGAUAACCACUACUUUUGAUUUCAGUGCCCUGCUGAUCAGAUAUCCAUUCCUUUAGCUGAUGUUGCAGCUGUCUAACAUUCUUAAUUGUGUAAUGUUCCUUUUAGGAGCAGUAUGUUUACAGAGUGGCCAUGUGAACCAAGGUUUGAGGGAUUAUGAGUGCAGAACUUUUUCAUUACUUGAUUUAACAUGAGUAAUAACGUUAAUUAUGGUUUGAUAAGAUGAAUGUGUAAAAUAGACGACUAACUUGUGGCAAUUUAAUAAAAACAUUCUUUUUGAA